GACCGGCAGCUUCUGCGGCGGUGCCGGCUGCGGCUGGUCCAGGAGCUGCAGGUGGCCCCGCUCUGGGACGUUCUGCUGCACCGCGAGCUCUUCAAGCCCGACAUGGUCGAGGACAUCCAGCUGGCUGGCUCCGGAUCUCGGCGGGAUCAGGCCCGACAGCUGGUCAUAGAUCUAGAGACUCGAGGGAGUCAGGCCCUUCCUUUAUUCAUCUCCUGCUUAGAGGACACAGGCCAGGACACACUGGCUUCACUUCUGCGAACCAACAGGCAAGCAGCAAAGCUGUCGAAACCAACCCUGGAAAACCUUACCCCAGUGGUGCCCAGGCCAGAAGUUUUCAGACCAGAAACACCCAGACCAGUGGACAAAGGUUCUGAAGGAUCCAGUAAUGUCAGUGUUCCAGAGAAGUUGAGGGGAAGUGUGGAUUUGGCCUACAUCCUGGACGCUGAGCCUUGUGGCCACUGCUUCAUUGUCAACAAUGUGAACUUCUCCUGCAAGUCGGGGCUCAGCACCCGCACCGGCUCCAACAUUGACUGUGAGAAGCUGCAACGCCGCUUCCGCUUGCUGCAUUUCAUGGUGGAGGUGAAGUGUGACCUGACAGCCAAGAAUAUGCUGCUGGCUUUGCAGGAAUUGGCACAGCGUGACCACAGUGCUCUGGACUGCUGUGUUGUGGUCAUCCUCUCUCACGGCUGCCAGGCCAGCCACCUCCAGUUCCCGGGGGCUGUCUACGGCACAGACGGAUGUCCUGUGUCUGUCGAGAGAAUUGUGAACAUCUUCAAUGGGACCAGCUGCCCUAGACUGGGAGGGAAGCCCAAGCUUUUCUUCAUCCAGGCCUGUGGUGGGGAGAAGAAAGACCAUGGGUUCGAGGUGGCCUCCACUUCCUCUGAAGACAGGGACUCUGGGAGCAACCCUGAGCCAGAUGCUGCCCCGUUCCAGGAAGACUCGAGGACCUUGGACCAGCUGGAUGCCACAUCCUUUUUGCCUACUCCCAGUGACAUCUUCGUGUCGUACUCCACCUUUCCAGGUUUUGUCUCCUGGAGGGACACCAAGAGCGGCUCCUGGUAUGUCGAGACCCUGGAUGGAGUCUUUGAGCGCUGGGCUCACUGUGAAGACCUGCAGUCGCUCCUGCUUAGGGUCGCAAACGCUGUGUCGGUGAAAGGAAUUUACAAACAGAUGCCUGGCUGUUUUAAUUUCCUCCGGAAAAAACUUUUCUUUAAAAUAUAGUGAAGGCAGGGCCCUUCAUGCUGCUUUAUCUUGUACCCCAGAAACUUCCUGCUUCAGGCCUGGAGAGGCCGGACUUUCCUACAACUCAAGGACUCUGCAACUCGCACAGGGUCCCUUCCUGCCCCACCAGUGACAGACAAGCUCUUGGCACUUCCAGAUUGGAGUCAGGUGUCAAGCAUUGGAAGAAGAGGGACAGAAGAAGGCUGUGGAUACCAUGUGUCCUCUUCACCAGCUCACAGCUGUGGCCUGUAGCCCCAUGUUUUCUCCAGAGCAGGGAUUUGCUCCUCACUACUGACAUGUGUGGUCAAGUCAUCCUUUGCUGGGGACUGUCCUGUGCAUUGUGGGGUGUUUAAUCGCCAUCCCUGGUCCCCAUCCACUCAAUGCUGGCACCUCUCCUGAGCAUUGGCUGCCAAAAAUGUCAUCAG
This is a messenger RNA of Carlito syrichta (Philippine tarsier), 1646 nucleotides long. It is a transcript of the gene CASP9, whose product is annotated as caspase 9. Gene Ontology annotation, biological process: apoptotic process; proteolysis; regulation of apoptotic process. The transcript has 9 exons. Lineage: Eukaryota; Metazoa; Chordata; Mammalia; Primates; Tarsiidae. The record is from RefSeq and is a predicted model, not a curated record. The coding region runs from base 103 to 1221 and encodes 372 amino acids. Gene Ontology annotation, cellular component: cytoplasm.